Messenger RNA from Dermacentor andersoni, 1686 nucleotides. NCBI's taxonomy places the organism in Eukaryota, Metazoa, Arthropoda, Arachnida, Ixodida, Ixodidae. The record is from RefSeq and is a predicted model, not a curated record.
GUUACUAUAGCCGAAGUAUAUGUGACCUCUCAGUAGCGAUAAGCUCGGUAAAAAAAAGCCACCGCGCUCUCGAGUGGGCGUAGGAUUCGUGCCUGAAGACACCGCCAUGCCGGAUCACGGACGAGGACGGGUGCACCGUUUUCGCGACCACGUCGUCUCCGGCGUCAACUGGCGACCGACGCGGUUCCUCGACGAUGUUCCCAGUUCACGUGUGUGCAGCCUCUGUCGCAUGAUCCCAAAACGGACGGUGCUGUUGCCGUGCGGUCACGCUCUGUGCCAAUCUUGCCACGCAGCCAGUCUCGCAGCGGGCGUUGGGCGGUGUCCGUUAGAUCAAGAGCCAUUUGAAGAAGCGGAGUGCGUCGGUUAUGAAUUCCCUGCCAGGAAAGCAAACGCCGUGAGGGUGUACUGCUGGAACGAAGCUCACGGCUGCGAGUACACGGGCACCAUGGACCGCAUGCUGGAGCACUACGAGAACGAGUGCACAUUUCACACCGUGGACUGUUUGCGAUGCGGCGAGGGAGUCCAGCACAAAGACCUGCCAACGCACUACGCGGCCGGAUGCCCUGCCCGUGUUCCUUCCGCGAUCACAGAGUCCUCGGAGCAUACAGCACUGACCCUUCCAGCCGUGAACGCCGCCCUUGAAGACGUGAAGGUGAGGUUGGCAUGUCUCAACCACGACCAGCUGCUGCCAGUGAUUCAGAGUCAGUUGAAUGAGCUUACAGAACAAGCCAGGAACCAGGAAGCCAGGUUAGCUGGGAUCACUCGCGAGCUCGGGUUGCAGCACCAGCGGACGUCUCAGCAAACUCUGGGGGAGGAAGACAGCACGCCGACGUCGCUGUCGUUGCGCUCGGAAAAGGCGCUGAUACUUCGAAAGUUGGAACACAUAGCCGACCUGGAACACUUGUGGCAAACUUCCCCGAAACCUGAUUCCAGCCGUGUCAUUGCUCACUGUGAGACCUUGUACAAUGACGUUCGGCAUUUGAUCAGUGCGCUGCCAACGACAGCCACACGGAUUAGGGAAAUUGGGAGCGUGGUUUAUGUCCUAACCCUGGAAAACUGUGACAAAAUGAUUCGGUCGCAGACAGAGGCGAGAAAGUUUGCCGAGAUUACGGUGUGGCACAUGAGGGACGCGUACUUUACGCUUGCCGUCUGGAGGAGUCUUGACUUUCUACACCUGAAGAUCGAGUUUAGCGGGAUGCUGGUGGACUCCAAGUGUUUGCCGCCUAUUUGGAGCGUGAGCUUGGUGGAUCACGAAGGACUCAACGGACGUUUGCUGACUUCCAGGGUCACGCCUUGUUCCUGCAGGCGCUCUCUUGACUCGAUGGUACACUUUCACCUCGAAUUUAGUACAGACAUUGCAGUCCGGAAAUAUUCAGAUUUCAUCCGAGGCGGAAAGAUAAAGUUCCAUAUCUUGCUCAACAAUACAGAAAUGGAUGGUGGGAUCACAGGACUACCCGAACGUUCGUCAUCGCAGAAUGUGUACUGCACUGCAGAAUCAUUGCCACUUGCAAAGUGUGUAAGAUGAGCUUAGCGAACUUUUGAUGUGCUUUCUCCUAAGUAAAAUUAGCACUGCGAAAUUAUUUUUUUUUAGAUUUGCUAUCCUUUGUAACUGUCAGUCUAUUGUUUAAUGUAUUUACUAGCUGCUGUAUUGUUUGUUUAUUGUGCUAAUACAGUUUUCAUUCCUUA